Messenger RNA from Eutrema salsugineum, 840 nucleotides. RefSeq names its product probable F-box protein At5g47300. NCBI's taxonomy places the organism in Eukaryota, Viridiplantae, Streptophyta, Magnoliopsida, Brassicales, Brassicaceae. Bases 1 to 840 code for a protein of 279 amino acids. The record is from RefSeq and is a predicted model, not a curated record. The transcript is spliced from 3 exons. Gene Ontology annotation, molecular function: protein binding.
AUGACGAUGAUAUCGGAACUUCCAGAGAAUUUGUUAGAAGAGAUACUCUUUCGUAUUCCGGCAAGAUCUAUCAAACGUUUACGAUCUACUUGCAAACGAUGGAAACGUUUAUUCAAAGAUAAGAGAUUCACAAUAAGCCACUUCGAUAAAGCCCCAAAGCAGUUUCUUAGUUUCAUGUUGAGUGAAUCUAGGCUAUCUUUGAUGCACAACAAUCUCCAUCGAUUUUCACCUGUAAAGGUCACAAGUGAACUUAACCUAAUCGACUCUCAUUCUGGUUUUGAUCAAAUCGGGAUUCGGCAAGUGUUUCAAUGCGACGGCUUGUUGUUAUGCCUCACUAAUGAGUCAAAGACUAGGAUCGUGGUAUGGAACCCAUGUACUGGUCAAACAAGGUGGAUCAAUCAUUACAAGCUAGACACCACAUAUGCUCUCGGGUCUUACCAAGACAAAAAAUCCAACGAUGUUAGCUACAAAAUUCUGGCCUGCAGCUGCAGGGAAAUAUUUGAACGCCAAUCUCUUCCGCGUAAGGAUUCAAGUUAUCGAACUCUGUCUCUAUCCGUUUUUAGAGAAGAAAAACUUUCCGUGUUAUCACAAUGCAAAGUUACAUCGAAGAUAGAGAUAUGGGUGACAAAUAAGUUUACUGAGACCAAAACGGUGUCCUGGAGCAAGGUCUUACCCGUGGAUUUAGAUCCUGGUUCUGAGGUUUGGCCUGGCGGAAGUUUCUUGUUCGAUGAAGAGAAGAAAGUUCUCGUGUGUUGUGAUGGCUUACAGUACAAUAAAAAAGCCACGCAAGGUCUUGCAAAGCAAAAGAUUUUGAGGCGAAUGAGUAAGCUACAUUCAUAA